This is a messenger RNA of Penaeus monodon (black tiger shrimp), 375 nucleotides long. RefSeq names its product zinc finger protein 260-like. Gene Ontology annotation, biological process: regulation of transcription by RNA polymerase II. The transcript has 3 exons. Lineage: Eukaryota; Metazoa; Arthropoda; Malacostraca; Decapoda; Penaeidae. The record is from RefSeq and is a predicted model, not a curated record. The coding region runs from base 1 to 375 and encodes 124 amino acids. Gene Ontology annotation, molecular function: RNA polymerase II cis-regulatory region sequence-specific DNA binding; DNA-binding transcription factor activity.
AUGAGAGUCCAAAUAAAGGAGAACCCAUACAGCUGUGAGACUUGCAACAAGGAUUUCUCACAUAAAAAUAAUACAGUGAUCCAUAUGAGAAUACAUACAAAGGAUAAGACACAGAGCUGUGAGAUAUGCAAUAAAGCCUUUUCACAGAAACAGAAUCUGAUGAGGCAUAUGAGUAUGAAAUUUAGAAAAGGGUUCUCACAGAGUAGUCACAUGUGUACACAUGUAGUAUAUACAAAGGAAAAGCCACAUCUCUGUGAGGUCAUUAGAUGUGCUUUCAGCCAGAGGAUGUCUCAUGGGGAACAUGAGACAGCAUCAAAUAGCAUAUUUUAUUCAGUAGGGAAUACACUUCUUUUAAAUAUUGUUGGAGAAGAUUAA